This is a messenger RNA of Dendrobium catenatum, 1008 nucleotides long. RefSeq names its product NPC intracellular cholesterol transporter 1-like. The transcript is spliced from 9 exons. Lineage: Eukaryota; Viridiplantae; Streptophyta; Magnoliopsida; Asparagales; Orchidaceae. Bases 1 to 969 code for a protein of 322 amino acids. The record is from RefSeq and is a predicted model, not a curated record.
AUGGCUGAUCCUAAAAGAGACCAUGGAUUCGUAUACAAUCAUCAAGGACGAGUAGAUGUGCUGAUAUCGCCCUUCUUCGACCUCAACUUGGAGAUCGAUCACAUUGUUGAUGACUAUGUCGACCAGAUCCUUUGCACUUUGGAAACUGACAUCGACGAGCACCAAAUCCCCGGACAGUGGCGACUUUGGGUGGGCCAUGGCAGUAAGGCUGCAGAGGAAAAACGUUUUUUCGACUAUCAUCUUGCUCCAUUCUACAGAAUUGAACAGCUUGUGUUAGCUACUGUUCCUGUUUCUAAAAAUGCCAUGGCUCCCAGCAUUGUAACUGAUCAAAACAUGAAAUUACUUUUUGAAAUACAAAAGAAGGUUGAUACAUUGCAUGCAAAUUAUUCUGGAAGCAUGGUAUCUCUUGCAGAUAUUUGCUUGAAACCUUUGGCUGAUGAUUGUGCUACGCAAAGUGUCCUUCAGUAUUUCAAAAUGAAUCAAAAGAGAUAUGAUGAUUAUGGUGGCGUACAACAUGCUGAAUAUUGUUUUGAGCAUUUUUCUUCAGAAGAAACAUGCAGAAGUGCUUUCCAAGCACCACUCGAUCCAGGCACAGUGCUAGGAGGAUUUUCUGGAAGCAACUACUCUGAUGCAUCGGCUUUCAUUAUUACAUAUCCUGUCAACAAUGAGGCUGGUGAUACUGGCAAUCAAAACGGGAAGGCUGUGGCUUGGGAGAGGGCUUUCAUUCGGUUAGUCAAGGAAGAGCUGGUGCCUUUGGUAGAACCACAAAACCUUACGCUUUCUUUUUCAUCAGAAAGCUCUAUCCAAGAUGAACUAGAAAGGGAAAGUUCUGCUGAUGUGGUAACCAUAUUGGUCAGUUAUCUUGUAAUGUUUGCUUACAUAUCAUUUGCGGUGGGUGAUUCUCCACAGUGGCCUUCUUUUUUAGUUACAUCUAAGGUAUUUCUUCCCCUCAGUUCAUGCCUGUGUUAAUACAUUUUUUAGUAUUAUUUUUUCCUUAAGUUACUGGCU